Molecule: messenger RNA, 465 nt
Organism: Cryptomeria japonica (Japanese cedar)
Lineage: Eukaryota; Viridiplantae; Streptophyta; Pinopsida; Cupressales; Cupressaceae
Exons: 1
Coding region: 1-465 (154 amino acids)
Source: RefSeq, a predicted model, not a curated record
AUGAAAGAGGCUGAAUAUUUGGUGAAACAAGUGAGUUUAGGGAUUACUGUCGGCCUAGGGGCCACACCACAAGCAAAAAUCCAUCCUGUUAGGCCAACCAUUGAAGGUGUUGCAGCAACGGCAAAAUUGCCUUCUCAAGAAGCUCAAUCUUCUAGUGCUACCACCAUUGCUACCACUACAACUACCACCAUUGCUACUACCUCUGCUACAACAACACUAGCCACCACAUCAACCGCAUUUGUUGCACCAGUUGUGUCAACAAUGCCUCCACCUUUGGUUACAACAAUGGUGACUUCAUCUUCUAUUGUUUCACAGAUGCCUGUGCCUACAAUGACUCCCACAAUCGAAAUAGUAAUUAUUCAUAAUGUGGAGUCUGACUCAAACCAAGAGGAGGCUAACCCAAAACCAAAAAAGGUAGAGUCUAAGAAGAGGAAAAUAAUGACUCCUUCUAGUACAGAGAAAUGA